Molecule: messenger RNA, 1542 nt
Organism: Talaromyces amestolkiae
Lineage: Eukaryota; Fungi; Ascomycota; Eurotiomycetes; Eurotiales; Trichocomaceae
Exons: 1
Coding region: 1-1542 (513 amino acids)
Source: RefSeq, a predicted model, not a curated record
AUGUUCGUCUUUGGCUCGUCGUCCAACGCCUCGGGCAAGACUUGGAAGUUUCAUACCGAGAAAAAUGAUGCACUCAAAACAGAGAAGCCAAUUUCGAGUAAUCGAAGUACUUUGCCAGAACAGAAUCUAACAUUAUUGGCCGCUGCAGUCAAGGCUCAUACUGAGGGUAUUAAGAAAUCCGAAACUGAAAAGCCAGUGACGAACAUCCGAAGUGGUUUAUGGUCACCAGAACAGAACUUCCCUAUUAUACAAUCGUCUAAUGUUCCAGUCACAAAGAUCAAGAAAAUCUAUUUUCGCGGCAAAGCGAUCAUAAUUCGACUACCGAGUCACGAUGAGAGGCAGCCGAGGAGGGUAACUGAAGCUGAUUAUGAAGAUAAAUUCUAUUCAUGGAUGGCAGCUCAUCAAACUAUCAUUUCUACACCGACGGCUCUAGUUGAUAAGCAGGAGACCGCCGGUAAUUACGACGAUCCUGCCAAAAUCUCAGAAGAUUUAAAAUCCCUUCAGAUCGGCACAAGUGAGAAUGCUAAAGGGAGCAAGGAGGCAGACGGCAAGUUAGGUCUGAAAAACAGUACACCUGGUAGUGGUGAAGGCGAACUCAAAACGAAGAAAAGUCCUAUAGUCGAUGCUGAAGAACAAGGCACUCAACCUAGCAAAGAUCAAUCACUCGGAAUAUCUUAUACUGGCGCUGAUGGCUCCGAUGAAGUUGACGAUGACUCGAUCGGGAAAUAUUUCAUCUACAGAACGAACGAAUCAUUUCAUGCCAGAAGUUACGAUGCAGCGAUCUGGGACUCGGAUGGCGAAAAUGAUCAAUCUUAUGCCUCACCUAUUUCAGGCAGUGAAGCAGACUUUGAAGGAUCGGAUAUUGACAUUGAAGAAGAUGACGCUGAUGACGAAGGGAGCGAAAGUGGUUCUUCUAAUGACUACGACGAUGCCUCUAUAGAAGCACUUUUAUCAGAGUUAAAACCCGAGAAUGAAAGAGUCAACAGCCCAAGCGGUUCAUUCCAGGGUCCUCCAGGCCAAGUUAGCGAUUUGACUCUUGACGACAUAGACAAUUUUUUGUAUACCGCUGCAAACGUUAUUUCUGGCGAGGCAUUCAUACGGCUCAAACCGAUCCAUAAUCUGAUCGAGAAUCUGAAUGGCGUGGAUCUUCUAGACGCCACCUGGCGAUGUAUAGAGAAUUGGGAUGGCCAAUCUCCUAAUCUAUAUUCGGAUCAAAUGAAACGCCUCCUAGCAACAGUCGAGAAUCUAAAUGACUUUGUUGUCACAGAGUGUGCAGACAUCGACCCUUUCAAACAUCAUCAUCUCACGAUGGGUUUGAGAAAAAAAGAGCUCGACGAAACACUGCAGAGGAUGCAAAAGAAGGGUGAUUGGAGGCUACGGAUUCUUCUGCAGAGUUUGUUGAGAAGUUGGGAUGGAGAGAAGUGCAUGGAAUUACUUAGCAACGAGUUGCUCGAGUCGGCUCCUGACGAGUUUGAUAACAUGUUACAGGAGGCUUUUGAUGUUGUUUACUCUGAUUCGAAUCUGGUGGAUACCGUGCAAUGA